Messenger RNA from Didymodactylos carnosus, 258 nucleotides. The record is from the annotation of a GenBank genome assembly. NCBI's taxonomy places the organism in Eukaryota, Metazoa, Rotifera, Eurotatoria, Philodinida, Philodinidae.
AUGCUCUUGGGAAAUGGUUGCCAACAAACAACUUCAGUCACUGGUCAGAAGGUCUUUUAUCUGCGGUCGAUGGAACUAAUACAAGAGUUUCGUGCACCACAAAAAAACGCCCCAUAUGAAGUGAUGUUUGGUCAGCCAUCUCGAUCGGAUCCUGAAUUUUGGAAACUUGUUGAUCAAAAUAAUAUUGUUGACGAGAAUGAUUUACCAACACCAGUCUCUGAUAUGGACGGCACAGUUAUUAGUCAAAAAUAUGGUUGA